Magallana angulata is the source of this 1011-nucleotide messenger RNA. RefSeq lists its product as uncharacterized. The record is from RefSeq and is a predicted model, not a curated record. The transcript has 14 exons. Bases 1 to 1011 code for a protein of 336 amino acids. Lineage: Eukaryota; Metazoa; Mollusca; Bivalvia; Ostreida; Ostreidae.
AUGGAGAAGAAUAAUCAAACUCAAAUCGAAAGGAGAAACAGAGGGCAGGUCCAGAGAGAUUUAUUGCUAUCCACGCCAUCUUGGGUCGCCAGGUUCACUAAAUUCCCUCUCCAAAGGAAAGCCCCCAUGGACCAACCAAUGCAAGUGAAAUUGCUGAAGAAUAAAGGAAGGAGAGUGGUUGAAAUGGAGGAACUAUUGAAGUAUCAAUCCGAGACGCACACCAAAAAAAUCAAAGUUCAAAUGAUCGGAGUUUUCGAAGAACUUAUGACAUUUCACGUUCAACAGAACAUAAAGAAAAGCAAAGAAAAAAUGCAUGAGGUUUUUCAAGAGCUUAUGACAUUCCAUGAUGAACAGAAAAUGAUAAUUAACAGAAGACAAAUGCGUGAAGUUUUUACAGAGCUAAGGACAUUUCAUGAACAACGAAAGGCUGAAAAGACCAAGGAGCAAAUGCGUACAGUUUUAACAGAGAUAAUGAUGUUUCGUUCUCAGCAAAAGAUGAGGACGUCCAAGAAACUCAUGACUAGAGUUUUUGCAGAGCUAAUGACUUUUCAUGCUCAUCAAAGGACUAAGCAGGCCAAAGAGAAAAUGCGUGAAGUUUUUGCAGAACUGCAGACAAUUCAUGCUCAACGGGAAACACAAACACAAAAGAUGAUGAAAAGAAUGCAGUUAGUGUUUGCCGAGCUACUGCAAACUAACUCUGAAAGGAAAAAGUUGAAACUGUUGGAGGAGGAGGCGUACGAGGAGUUCGUCCCGAGAAAGCUGUUCUUCUUCAACAUCAUCAGUUUCAAGCAAACUGACGAUGACCAUCUACGCCAGGGCCCGAGUUAUCCAGACUUAUCUAACCCCGUGGCUUCAUCCCAACUUGCACCACCCCAAGAAUCCCUAGAUGCCACGGCUGUUGUUGAUGAUGAAAAUGAAGACGAGGAAGAGGACAAAAUUGAGACUCAAUCAAAGAAGAAGAAAAACUGCGGACUGAGAAAAAGAGUGUUGAGAUUUUUUGGAUUGAAAUAG